CUGGGGGAUGUUACACUUUCCUGGAUACACAAUCAUCAUUGUAGGGACAUUGAUACGCACCGGGCAUACAUUUAUUGGAUCUCAACGGCAAAGAUUGGAUUAUUUUACGGACUGUAAAACCUUGUUGAAGUUUUAGUUCACAUGUUUCAGCGCUUGUUUUAUCAGAGUGGCUGAAGACUCAAGGAACCAGUAAUGGACCAGAACCUGUUUGGAGGGGCCCCCAGAUUCCUCACGCGGCCCAAAGCGUUUGCAGUGUGCGUGGGCAAGGAUGCCACUCUAAGCUGCACCAUCGUGGGCAACCCCACCCUAUUGAUUACCUGGGAAAAGGAGAAGCUACGUCUGACCUCUGGGGGCCGCUUCAAGACGGUGGAUGAUGGUAAUGUCUACCGCCUCACCAUCUACGAUCUAACCCUGGAAGACAGCGGCCAGUACAUGUGCCGGGCCAAAAACAACGUCGGGGAGGCAUACGCAUGUGUAACCCUUCAUGUAGGCCUCCCACAGGAGAUGGUGGAGAGGGCCCCCGUCUUCAUGGUCAAGCCUACCUCUGUACGCGUUGGCCUGGGGGGCGAUGUGGUCUUCCACUGCCGGGUUGCUGCUUACCCAGAGUCUAAAUUUGACUGGGAUAAGGACGGGCGUUACCUAGCCGAGACAAACCGCAUCAAGGUGUCCUCGGACGGCGACAGCAGCUCCCUGAGGAUCCAGAGUGUGCGCAGCCUAGACAGCGGCACGUAUACCUGCCGCGCCCAGAACUCGGUGGGCCGCUCGAACUCUGCCGCCACCUUGGUCAUAGACACCCAGGACUCCCGUCACCUGGGCCAGGACAAGAGCACCUCCCUCCUCUCCCACAUGCAGAAGCGUAAAGAAGGGAUCUCCAUUUACCGCACAGCAGAGACCCACAGCUCCUCUCACAACUCCACCAUCACCUCUUCCACGGCCAACACUACGGUCACAGACGGGCUGAGCGGUCUGGAUCUGGCCCACGGCAGCGCAGCACUGGUCAGCCAGCUACCCAAAAGCGUCUUUACCCGCACCUGCACGGUGACUGAGGGCAAGCAUGCCAAGCUCAGCUGCUUCGUGACGGGUCACCCCAAGCCUCAUAUCAUCUGGAGGAAGGAUGGGGGGAACAUCGGCGAGGGACGAAGGCACAUCAUGUAUGAGGACCAGGCCGAGAAUUUCAUCCUCAAGAUCCUGUACUGUAAGCAGAGCGACAAUGGCCUGUACACCUGUAACGCCUCCAAUAUGGCUGGACAAACCUACAGCGCUGUGCUGGUGAUUGUUAAAGAGCCCAAGGUGCCAUUCAGGAGGAAGCUGCAGGAUGUGGAGGUCCAGGAGAAGAUGACGGCCAUGCUGCUGUGUGAGGUGCCCGUUUCGGCUAGCCAGGCCAGCUGGUUCAUGGAGGAGACACGUCUGGAGGACAGCUCCAAGUACUGCAUGGAGGAGGAGGGGACCAUGCGUCGCCUCACCAUCCGCAAUGUCACCACUAAUGAUGAUGCCGUCUACAUCUGCGAGAUGAAGGAGGGGAGCCGCACCGUAGCCGAGCUCACUGUGCUGGGGAACAUCACUAAGAAGCUUCCCAGGAGGACUGUAGUGUCAGGGAGUGAUACAGUGAUCUUCUGCGUUGAGCUGGAGCACCCCAGUUCUGACGCCUACUGGACACGCAACGGCGAGCGUCUGAAGCCGGACACACGGAUAUCCAUUGCCUGCACCCUCAGACAGUACACGCUAACCAUCAGCCACUGCCAGGCCGACGACUCAGGAGAGGUGGCCUUUGUGGCUGGAGACUGCAAGACCUCCACACGAUUCUCUGUCGCGGCUGCCAGAAAGCACCCUCCAGAUCCCCCUAUCGACGUGGUGGUGCGUAACAAGACCGACUCGUCCAUCACCCUCCACUGGUCCCCCCCAGAUAGUGACCGCCCCGUACCCAUCAAAGGGUACAUGGUAGAGAGGAGGAAGGUGGGUGCCCAGACCUGGCAGAGGUGCAAUGGCAUGGAGGUCAGCCCCUUUACUGAGAUCACGAUCCAGAAUAUCACAGAGGAGGCCAGCUACCAGUUCCGCAUCUCCGCAGUCAACGACUACGGCCAGAGCCAAUACAUGGAGGUGCCUGGGACCUUCUACCUCGAGCCCUCUGCAGAGGUGAAGACAGGCCUGAUGAACAGCACAGCCAUCUCAGGCGAGGAGGCCUCCCUCUCCGUGGAGCUGUCUGCCGUGUGCUCUGGCUCCUGGUCUAUCAACGGCCGCCUCCUGCGGAGUGGGGCUGACUACCUCAUCACACGCCAAAAGACCACACAUACGCUGACGAUCCGAACUGUCUUGAUGGAGAUGAAUGGAGCAGUGGUCAAAUUUGUGGGCGGUGGCUCCGAGAGCACUUGUAUACUCCACGUGAAGGCUCCAGCUAUCCGGUUCACCAGUAAGUCCGCUCACACUGAGGUGGUGACCUGCAGCGCCCAGUCCUCCGCCCAGCUGACCACAGAGGUGUCCGAUUAUGAUGCUCAGGUGGUCUGGAUGAAGAAUGGACGGGAGCUGAAGAUGGGCAAGAAGUAUGAGUGCAUAAGCACCGACCGCAAGAGGAUCCUGGUGGUGCACAAUGUCACCGAAGAGGACACGGGAAUCUAUGAGUGUGUCUUAAAUGAAGACCGAAUGUCCCUGCAGCUUUCUCUAAAAGAUGAAGCCAAGUUCCUGAACAAGCCCAGGGGUCCCAUGGGGGUGGCGCCUGCCCUCAGCGGGGACCUUGAGUUGAACUGUGAGGUGUCGUCUGCAAGCGGGGUGGUGGUGUGGAGGAAGGAUCAGACAUUGGUCACUGAGGACCAAAGAACCACCAUCGUCUCCAAAGGGACACAGAGGAGACUGGUCGUCAAGAAUGUCAAGAAGAGUGACGAGGGACACUACUCCUGCGAGACAGUCGAGGACAAAGUCACAUUCCAGGUCAAGAUAAAAGAAGCCCAACAGGCAGUCUUCACCAACAUGGACGCUGUACAGAAGGAGGUGAAAGUUACUCUCUCCCAGAAAGCCACUCUGAGCUGUGAAGUGUCCGACCCCAAGACAGAGGUGAAAUGGUACAAGGAUGGCAAGCUGCUGACUUCCAGUGAGACAGUCUCCACGGAGACAAAGGGCAGGAGUCGUCUGUUGAUAGUAGACAAAAUUGAGAAGAAGGAUGCUGGAGAUUACACCUGUGAGGCUAGAGCAGAGAAGCUGGUCUUUAAAAUACAUGUUUCAGAAACCCAACAGUCUGCUUUCUACAACAAGGAGUCUGUACAGAAGGAGGUGAAAGCUACUCUUUCCCAGAAAGCCACUCUGAGCUGUGAGGUGUCUGAUACCAAGACAGAGGUGAAAUGGUACAAGGAUGGCAAGCUGCUGACUUCCAGUAAGACUGUCUCCAUGGAGACAAAGGGCAAGACUCGUCAGCUGGUGAUAGAGAAGGUGGAGAAGAAGGAUGCUGGAGAGUACACCUGUGAGGUUGGAGCAGAGAAACAGGCCUUCAAGAUACAGGUGGCAGAGACUGCCUUCUCCAACAAGGAGUCUGUACAGAAGGAGGUGAAAGCUACUCUUUCCCAGAAAGCCACUCUGAGCUGUGAGGUGUCUGAUACCAAGACAGAGGUGAAAUGGUACAAGGAUGGCAAGCUGCUGACUUCCAGUAAGACCGUCUCCAUGGAGACAAAGGGAAAGACUCGUCAGCUGGUGAUAGAGAAGGCGGAGAAGAAGGAUGCUGGAGAGUACACCUGUGAGGUUGGAACGGAGAAACUGGUCUAUAAGAUUCAGGUGACAGAAGCCCAGGCUGUCUUCUCCAACAAGGAGUCUGUACAGAAGGAGGUGAAAGCUACUCUUUCCCAGAAAGCCACUCUGAGCUGUGAGGUGUCUGAUACCAAGACAGAGGUGAAAUGGUACAAGGAUGGCAAGCUGCUGACUUCCAGUAAGACUGUCUCCAUGGAGACAAAGGGCAAGACUCGUCAGCUGGUGAUAGAGAAGGUGGAGAAGAAGGAUGCUGGAGAGUACACCUGUGAGGUUGGAGCAGAGAAACUGGUCUAUAAGAUUCAGGUGGCAGAAGCACCACAGGCUGCAUUCACCAACAAGGACUCUGUACAGAAGGAGGUGAAAGCUAAUCUCUCACAGAAAGCCACUCUGAGCUGUGAGGUGUCCGACACCAAGACAGAGGUGAAAUGGUACAAGGAUGGCAAGCUGCUGACUUCCAGUAAGACCGUCUCCAUGGAGACAAAGGGCAAGACUCGUAAUCUAGUGAUAGAAAAGAUGGAGAAGAAGGAUGGUGGAGAGUACACCUGUGAGGUGGGAACAGAAAAGCUGGACUUCAAGAUACAGGUGACAGGAGAAACUCAGGCUGCCUUCUACAACAAGGAGUCUGUACAAAAAGAGGUGAAAGCUACUCUCUCCCAGAAAGCCACUCUGAGCUGUGAGGUGUCUGAUACCAAGACAGAGGUGAAAUGGUACAAGGAUGGCAAGCUGCUGACUUCCAGUAAGACCGUCUCCAUGGAGACAAAGGGCAAGACUCGUCAGCUGGUGAUAGAAAAUGUGGAGAAGAAGGAUGCUGGAGAGUACACCUGUGAGGUUGGAGCAGAGAAACUAGCCUUCAAGAUUCAGAUGGCAGAAACUCAAGCAGCUUUCUCCAACAAGGAGUCUGUACAGAAGGAGGUACAUGCUACUCUCUCCCAGAAAGCCACUCUGAGCUGUGAGGUGUCUGAUACCAAGACUGAGGUGAAAUGGUACAAGGACGGCAAACUUCUGACUACUAGCAAGACAGUUCAUAUGGAGACAAAGGGCAAGACUCGUCAAUUGGUGUUGGACAUUGUGGAGAAGAAGGAUGCUGGCGAGUACACUUGUGAGGUUGGAGCAGAGAAAGUUGCCUUUAAGAUACAGGCGGCAGAGGUCCAGGCUGCCUUCACCAACAAGGAGUUUGUACAGAAGGAGGUGAAAGCUACUCUUUCCCAGAAAGCCACUCUGAGCUGUGAGGUGUCUGAUACCAAGACAGAGGUGAAAUGGUACAAGGAUGGCAAGCUGCUGACUUCCAGUAAAACCGUCUCCAUGGAGACAAAGGGCAAGACUCGUCAGCUGGUGAUAGAGAAGGUGGAGAAGAAGGAUGGUGGAGAGUACACCUGUGAGGUUGGAGCAGAGCAACAGGCCUUCAAGAUACAGGUGGCAGAGACUGCCUUCUCCAACAAGGAGUCUGUACAGAAGGAGGUGAAAGCUACUCUCUCCCAGAAAGCCACUCUGAGCUGUGAGGUGUCUGAUACCAAGACAGAGGUGAAAUGGUACAAGGAUGGCAAGCUGCUGACUUCCAGUAAGACCGUCUCCAUGGAGACAAAGGGCAAGACUCGUCAGCUGGUGAUAGAGAAGGUGGAGAAGAAGGAUGCUGGAGAGUACACCUGUGAGGUUGGAGCGGAGAAGUUGGCCUUCAAGAUAGAGGUGGCAGAAUCCUCUGCCAAGUUUAAAAAAACUGCAGUGAAGGGUGCAUGCAGUGUUCAAGCAAGUGAGAAGAUUGUUUUGACCACUGAGUUGACUUCGGAGAGUGCCAGUGUUAAGUGGUUCAGGGACGGUGUGGAGUUGAAGGAGAGCUCUAAGUAUGACAUGAAGAGAGAGGGACAUUCUCGUACCCUGAUUGUGAAGUCCACUGAAGUCAAAGACAGUGGCACCUACUCAUGCCACACUGCUGACGACAAGCUUGAGUUCAAAGUUCAAGUCAAGGAUUCACCGCUGAAGUUUGUGGUGCAGUUGCAGCCUGUAGUCACAGAGCUGGGUGGUACACUGACCCUGACCUGUGAAAUGAACCGAGCCUUAGGGGACGUGCUCUGGCGCCACAACAGCUGUGAGGUCAAACCCGGCGGCAGGUUCUGUGUCAGCACUGAUGGUCCCAAGCGGGUCUUUACUGUGACAGGAAUGGCAAAAGAGGAUGAGGGAGAAUACAGCUGUGAAUGCAAAGAUGAUAAGACCUCUGCCAAGGUCUCCACCAAAGCACCCAGACUGGUGAAGCUGACUUCCAAGCUGAGCAACGUCGCUGCUGUGGAGGGGAAGGAGGCCAUCUUCAAGUGUAGUGUCACCCCAGCUGACGUCAAAGUGAAAUGGUUCUGCAACAACGUGCCCAUCACUGCUGGGCCUAAAUAUAAGAUUGAGCAUGGGGGCACCAGCCACUCCCUCACCGUCACCUCAGUGAGUCAGGAUGAUGCUCAAGAGAUCAGCAUUGAUGCAGAGGGCAAAACCUGCAGUGCUACCCUCCAAGUGCAACUGGAGCCGGUGAUGUUCAAGAAGAAGCUGGAGAAUGUGAUGGUGGUGGAGGAACAGAAGGAGGUGAAGCUGGAGGUAGAGCUGAGUAAACCCUCUAAAGAGGUCAGGUGGAUGAAGAACAGCGUGGUGCUACAGCCUGGAGGCAACAUGGAGAUCAGGGUGGACGGAGCCAAGCAGACCCUGGUCUUUAAGAGUGUGACUACGGCCGAUCGUGGCUACUACUCCUGUGAGACCCUGGACGACAAGACCCAGGCCAAACUCACAGUGGAUGUGAAAAAGAUUGAGGUGGUGAACGGCCUGCUGCCGGAGGUCAAGGCCCAUGAGAAGGAGACAGUGACCCUAGAGGUGGAGCUCAGCCUGGCUGACGUGGAGGGCUCCUGGACCAGGGACAGCGUCAAGCUCAAGGCAGGGUCCAACUGCCGCAUCACGGCCCUGGGAAAGAAGCACGCCCUCACACUAUCCCAAAUCAAGAUGGAGGAUGCAGGAACAAUUGCCUUCCAAGCAGAGGGGGUCAAAACUUCUGCCAAACUCAUUGUUACAGAACCUGUGGCUAUGAUCUCUAAACCCAUGGAGGAUGUCAAAGCCCCAGAGAAGGAGAAGGCAACACUUGAGUGUGAGGUGUCCAGAACUAAUGCUGAGGUCAAGUGGUUCAAGGGUGACAUGGAACUGAAACCAGGAAAGAACUUUCGCAUCCUCUCCCAGGGGCGCACACGCAGCCUGCUAAUCCACAAAUGUUCACAAGAGGAUGAGGGCAUAUACGUCUGCCAAACGUCUGAUGACAACACAUCAGCUAAACUCACUGUUCAUGCCCGAGACAUUCAAAUAGUGAAGAAGCUUGAGGACGUGGAGGUGAUGGAGAAGGAGAGCGCUUCGUUCUUCUGUGAGAUCUCUCACGAUGAAGUGGACUGCCAGUGGUUCAAAGGCAACACCAAACUCAAAGUCGGUGACAACAUCAAGAUGAGACAAGAGGGUAAAAUCUAUGUGCUGCUGUUUAAGUCGGUGACCCCAGAAGACGUGGCUGAGAUUAAAUUCACAGCUGAAAAGGCCUCUUCAACAGCCAAACUGACAGUGAAAGAGCUCCCUGUCCAGUUUGUGAAGAAGCUCAGGGAUAAGUUAGCCUUGUAUACACACCGUGGGUUCUUGGAAUGCCAAGUGUCCCGGGCCAGCGCCAAGGUCAAGUGGUACAAGAACAAGAAGGAGAUCAAGCCCAGCAAGAAGCAUGAGAUCAGCAGCGAGGGUAUAUACCGCAAACUCACCAUAAACGACGUGGGCUCGGAUGAUGAGGAUACUUACACUUGUGACGCCAUCGAUGACAAGACAUCCUGUAAACUUCUUGUGGAAGAGCAGGCCAUCAGCAUCGUACGGGAGCUAAGUGCCGUGGAAGUGACUGAGCCCUUUGCCGCCUUCUUCGAGGUGGAGAUCAACAUCGACUCAGUCAAGCCCCCCAAGUGGACCCUGAAUGGUGUGGCCGUGCAGGAGAGCGUUGACGUGGAGAUGGAUAAGGAGGGCUCCAUGCACCGCCUCACCUUUAAGAAGACCAAGGCGUCCAUGACAGGACCUGUCCAGUUCAUGGCUGGCAAGAGCAAGUCUGUGGCCCAGCUUACUGUCAAAGAGCGCCCUCUUGAGGUGGUAGAGCCCAUUAAAGAUAUGACAGUCAAGGAGAAGGGCUCAGCCACUCUGAGCUGCAAGUUCUCCGCCGCACCCAAAGAGGUGAGCUGGUUCAAAGGGCAAACCCUCCUGGAUGCUUCCGACAAGUACAACCUGAAACAGGACGCUGUGAGGGCUCAGCUGACCAUACAGAAGCUGACUGGGGAAGACACUGGGGAGUACCGCUGUCUGUCGUGUGCUGCCGAGACCAAAGCCACUCUCACUGUAGAGGUUCGGAAAGUGGAGAUCACCAAACACUUGGUGGACACAGAGGUGGAUGAGGACAGUGACGCAGUGUUCACCUGUGAGAUCAACUACACUGAUGAGGAGGUGCAAUGGCUACUCAAGGAAAAAGCACUCUUCUCCAACGAGGUCAACACCAUCACACACAUGGGCAAAGUGCACACGCUCACACUCAAGAAUCUGGCACCUGAGGAUGGGGGCACCAUCAUCUUCAAGGUUAGGGAAAUCAAGGAAGGUGUGACCCUAAAAGUCAAAGAGAAGCGUGCAGUGUUCCUCAAGUCUCUGGAUGAUGUGGUGGGAGAGGUGAAAGGUAUGAUCACCCUGGCUUGUGAGGUCUCCAAGCCCAGGGUCUCCCCCGCCUGGAGGAAAGAUGGUACUAUCCUUACCACUGGCUCUAAGUAUGAGGUCCUGCAUACAGGCAAGUCCCUGGGUCUGAUCAUCAAGGAUGUUACCAAGGAAGACGCAGGGGAGUACAGCUGCGACCUGGGAACUGAGCUUUCCAAGUCAAAGGUCACUGUGAGAGACCUGAGCGUAGGUAUCACCAAGCAGUUGAAGUCCGUGGAGGCGAUGGAGGGAGAGACAUGUAGCUUUCAGUGUAUUCUGUCACGGGAAAGCACUGACGAGUGUUCCUGGACCUUCAAUGGCCAGACCGUGGCUAACGAAGGACGCUUCCAGGUCUCCAGUACAGGUCGCAAGUACAUGCUGGUUAUCAAGGAUGUGACACCAGCCGAUGCUGGUGAGGUGGUCUUCAACAUCAAGAACCUGAACUCCAAGACUACCUUAGCUGUUGAAGGCAAAGCUCAAUCUGUAUCACGGGAGCUGCAGAGCAUUAGUGUAGUCUCAGGGGAGGAUGCUGUGUUCACCUGUGAGGUCACACAGACCAGGGCCACUGUCCAGUGGGCCAAAGAUGGGAAGGACAUCAGGAAGAGUGAGAAGUAUGAGAUCAGUAAAGAGGAGAGGGUCAUGAAGUUGACCGUCCACAGUGUCACUGUUCAGGACUCUGGGGAAUAUAGUUGUGAGGUUAUCGGAGGGGCCACUACCAAGGCCAAGCUGGAGAUCAAAGAGCCAGUCCACAAGUUUACCAAGGAGCUUAAGGACAGCGAGGUGGAGGAGGAGGGCUCAGUGACCCUGCAGUGUGAGACAGCCCAGCCUGCCUCCAAGGCCACCUGGUCCAAGGGAGGCGUGGAGCUGAAGGCCGGGGGACGCUAUGAGAUGAGUCAGAAGGAGACCGUCCUCCACCUCACUAUCAAACAGCUGGAGGAGAAAGACGGCGGCACUUACACCUGUGACGUGGGCACUGCGACGAUGACGGCGAAGGUGACAGUCAAAGCCUUGCCUGCCAGCUUUAAACAAAAGCUGAAGAACCAGCAGGCCAAGGAAGGGGAGAGUGUCACUCUAUGCUCUGUGUUAUCCAAACCUGGGGCCAAGGUUCAGUGGAAGAAAGGCACUGAGCAUCUCAAAGCUGGAGACAAAUAUGAGCUGAAACAAAAAGAUGCCUACUGCGAGCUUCAGAUAAAGCAUCUGAAUGUUGAAGACAGUGGAGAUUACUCCUGUGAGUGUGGAGACCAGAAGACCACAGCGACUAUAAACGUCAAUGCGUUACCUGUGACCUUCAAAAACAAGCUGGAGAGCCAGGAGGCUGAGGAGGGGGGCAGUGUUACCCUGCACUGUGAGCUCUCUAAACCUGGAGUCCCUGUGGAAUGGAGGAAGGGAACACAGGUGCUGAAGUCUGGAGAAAAGUACCAGAUGAAGCAGAAAGAAUCUGUGAGUGAACUCCUGAUCAGCAAAGUAGUACCAGAGGACAGUGGAGACUACAGCUGUGUGUGUGGAGACCAGAAGACUACAGCCGGUCUCAAGAUAAAGGCCCAACCUGUUACAUUCAAACACAAACUGGAGAGCCAGGAGGCUGAGGAGGGGGGCAAUGUUACCCUGCACUGUGAGCUCUCUAAACCUGGAGUCCCUGUGGAAUGGAGGAAGGGAACACAGGUGCUGAAGUCUGGAGAAAAGUACCAGAUGAAGCAGAAAGAAUCUGUGAGUGAACUCCUGAUCAGCAAAGUAGUACCAGAGGACAGUGGAGACUACAGCUGUGUGUGUGGAGACCAGAAGACUACAGCCGGUCUCAAGAUUAAGGCCCAACUUGUGACCUUCAAACACAAACUGGAGAGCCAGGAGGCUGAGGAGGGGGGCAGUGUUACCCUGCACUGUGAGCUCUCUAAACCUGGAGUCCCUGUGGAAUGGAGGAAGGGAACACAGGUGCUGAAGUCUGGAGAAAAGUACCAGAUGAAGCAGAAAGAAUCUGUGAGUGAACUCCUGAUCAGCAAAGUACUACCAGAGGACAGUGGAGACUACAGCUGUGUGUGUGGAGACCAGAAGACUACAGCCAGUCUCAAGAUAAAGGCUCUUCCAGUCAUAUUCAAACAAGAUCUGCAGAGUCAGGAGGUUGAAGAGGGGGGCAGUGUUACCCUGCACUGUGAGCUCUCUAAACCUGGGGUCCCUGUGGAAUGGGGGAAGGGAACACAGGUCCUGCAGUCUGGAGCAAAGUACCAGAUGAAGCAGAAAGAUUGCAGUGUGGAACUCCAAGUCUGUGAUUUGAAACCUGAAGACACAGGAAGCUACCACUGCAGGACUGGAGACACAGAGAGCUCAGCAUACCUGAAAGUCAAUGCUCUCCCAGUCAUUUUCACUAAAGAGCUGCAGAACCAACAGGCUGAAGAGGGGGGCAGUGUUACCCUGCACUGUGAGCUUUCUAAACCUGGGCUCCCUGUGGAAUGGAGGAAGGGGGAGGUGGGUCUUUGCCCCUGUGCCAAGUAUGAAAUCAUCCAGGAAGGGCACAGCGCUAGGCUAGUCAUCCAAAACUUAGACCCAGAAGACUCAGGCAGCUACACCUGUGACAGUGGUGACCGGAAAACCACAGCACACCUUGCUGUGAAGGCCCUGCCCGUUUACUUCAAAACUCGACUACAGAAUCUAGAGUGGAACGCAGGUGAGAUCGCCAUCCUCCGCUGUGAGAUCACCAAGCCUGGGGCCAGCGUUGUCUGGAGCCGGGGCGACAGGGUCCUGGAAUCUAACAACAAGUAUCAGCUGAAACAGGAAGGGGACAUUGUGAAGCUUAUCAUCUAUAGCCUACAAGGGGCUGACUCUGGGGAGUAUAUCUGUGACACAGGUUACCAGAAGACCUCCUCCAUGCUCACUGUACAGGACGUGGAGGUGACCAUAGUGAAGGUCUUGAACAGCUGUUCGGUGCACGAGGGGGAGGAUGUCCACUUUGAGUGCCAUCUGUCCCACGUUGAUGCCAAGGAGGUCCAGUGGAAGCUUGCGGACGUCCCUCUGCAGAACAAUGAAAUGAACCUGAUCCGUGCCCAGGGCAAGGUGCACAGCCUCACCCUCAGGGGGGUCACCCAGGCCGACUCAGGCACAGUCACCUUCACCGUGGGUCACCAUACCUCCACCGCAAGCCUGACCGUCCGAGGGGCCCCUGUGGUGUUCAAGAAGGAGCUGGAGAGCCAGGAAGCAGUGGAAGGAGGCAGUGUUUCCCUGACCUGUGAGAUCAGUGCUGAUGGCAAGGUGACCUGGAGAAGGGGCUCUGUGCUCCUCACCCAGGGGGAGAAGUAUUCCAUGGAGCACACAGGUUCUACCUACAUCCUGAUUGUUCACAAGUUAAAGGUUGAAGAUGCUGGAGAGUACACCUGCGAUACCGGGGAUAAGCAGAGCACAGCCACCCUGAUAGUCAAAGAGUCUGUACGCAUCACUCGGGAGCUGCACGACAUCACAGUGACCACCGGGCAGAAUGCUGUCUUUGCGUGUGAGUUGUCCCAGGAGGGCGUGACCAACGGAGAGUGGUGGCUGGGCGAUAACCUCCUCCAGAACAACGACCUGAACCAGAUGACCUGCCAGGGCCGGGUACACCGGCUGACACUGCAGAUGGUCACCCCCGAUGAAUCAGGGGACGUGGCGUUUGUGGUGGGCGAGGAGAAGACCGUUGCUUGCCUACUGGUGGAAGAGAAGCCCAAAGCCUUAAUCCUUGAGAAGCCUCACGAUACAGUGGCCUUGGAGGGUGAGACAGUCACCCUGUCCUGCACUGUCUCCGACCCCACGGCAACCGUCACCUGGAGCAGGAAUGAUGUGGCUAUCAAAGCAGGACUCAAGUACGACCUGCGGAAGAAUGGAGCUCUCCUGCAGCUGCGCAUCCACAACCUGGAGAUGGAGGACUCUGGAACCUACUGCUGCGAUACCGGGGAUGCACAGUGCACCGUCACCUUGAUUGUGGAAGGUGCCCCGGCAUUCUUUCAGAAAGAGCUGAAGAACCAGGAAGCCCAGGAGGGUGAUGAUAUCACUCUGCACUGUGAGCUCUCCAAGGCGGGCACUCACGUGGAGUGGAGGAAGGGAGGCAUGGUCCUCCAGGCUGGUAAGAAGUACGAGAUGAGGCAGGAGGGCUGCGUUCAGGAGCUCCACAUUCGCAACCUGGAGCCAGAGGACAACGGCUACUACACCUGUGAUGCUGGAGACCAGCUCACCACGGCGUCAGUGGCAGUGCAAGAACCCACAGUAGAGGUGGUGAGCGAGAUGCAGGACCUUUGUGUGGCUGAGGACCAGCCGGCUGAGUUCAUCUGCCAGUACUCCCGGCCGGUCCAGGCCCAGUGGAAAAGAAACGGGCGGCCAUUGCAGCCUGACGGCAGGAGGGUGGUAGUGGAGCAGGACUGGACCGUGGCUCGCUUGUACAUUAGCCACGUGUCCACUGAGGACAUGGGGACGUACUCCUGUGAGGCAGAGGGGACCUGCGUGGUCGCCUCACUGGAGGUGGAAGCCAAACCCAUAGAAAUCCUCCAGGGCCUGGAGAACAUGGACACCAUCGACGGCGGCGAGGCCCUGUUCGAGUGCUCGAUCUCUCGUUGUGAGAUCAAAGACAGCUGCUGGCUCAUUGACGGCAAGCCGGUGAAGGAUUCGCCAACCACUGAGAUUGUGUCCUUCGAGAGUGGCCGCCGCCACCUGCUGCUGCUAAAGGAUCUGCACGUCGGGGACAACUGCAAAGUGACCUUCCAGGCUGGCACCGCAUCGACCUCCGCCCUGCUCAACGUCAAAGGCUGGCAGCUGGAUGUGGUGAGCGGUCUGGAGGAUAAGGUAGCUGUGGUGGGAGAGAAGGUAGAGUUCAGCUGCAUACUGACUGAGCCUGUGCCUAAAGCGGAGGUAGCCUGGUACUCUAACGGAGCCGAGCUAAAGAAUGAUAACACCUGGGCCAUGCAGGCUGACGGUUGCUCCUACCACCUGGUGCUGAGACAGGCCCCAGCCAUGCCACCACAGGAGAUCACCUUUGCUGCCAGGGAUGCCAUUUCCAUGGCCAAGCUCACUGUCAUCACCGUUCCAGACCCCCCGGAGGACCCAGAGCUGGUCAGUAAGCAUAAACAGGGGGUGACCCUGUCCUGGUUCACACCUCUCAGCGAUGGAGGCAGCCCCAUUUUGGGUUACAGGGUGGAGAUGAGGCUGGCGGACAGCGCCCUCUGGCUUCCGUGCCAUGCAGAGCCUGUGUGUAACACAGAGUUCUCUGUGGAUAACCUCAUCCCAGGGAGCGGCUACAGGUUCAGGGUGGCAGCUAUCAACCGAGCUGGGACUGGAGAACCUGUCCAGCUGCCUCAGACCGUUCAGCUGGAGGCUCCAAUCACAGUUACCCAGCAGUUGGCCAGUCCAGACUUGCAGGAGGGUAAGAUGGCCCGUGUGGAGUGCCAGCUCUCUGCUGCGGGCAGCUCGGUCACCUGGCUCAGAGACAACAAGGAGCUGGAGUUUGGGGUCAAAUACCAGGUCACCAUCGAGGGCAAGACACAAGUGCUGCUGAUCAAAGACUUUGAGUCUGCUGACCAGGGCGUGUACACCUGUGUGGCCUCAGACGAGGCAGAAAGCUCCAUUAAUCUCAACCUACCAACAGGUGGAGAUGGGGUUAACUUGGAGGGGGCCCAGCCCAGCCUGCCUCCUGAGGCUGCCUCCGAGGGUGAUGUCCACGCGCUGUGGGAGGCCCUGGCCAAGAAACGCCGCAUGAGCCGAGAGCCCACCCUCGACUCCAUCUCUGAGCUGCCUGAUGAGGAGGACAAGGAGCCGAAAACACCCAAGGAGCCAGUCAAGGAGAAGAAAGCCCCAGAGAAGGUGAACGAAAAGGAGAAGGUUGUGGAGCCUGUCAUCAUCGCAAAGAAGAAGGAGUUGGAUACCAAUCUACACACCAGCUCUGAGGAUGAGUCCAGGGUUCCAACGCUGGUGUCCUACCUGAAGAAGAGCAGCAAGUCCUCCUUCUCUGCAUCCGACCAGACAGAGUCCAUCUCAACUGAGAAGUUCUAUGCACAGACCUCAGUGCAACAGACCACAGUCCUACAGACCUCAUCUUCGGGACAGAAGAUCACAGCACAGACCACAGAGAUCACUGAGUGCGGAAGUGAGGAGGUUGAAGAAAAGGGGCUGCUGGAUGCUGCUGUCAAGAUCCAGGCUGCGUUCAAGGGCUACAAGUCCUGCAAGGACAUGUGUCCAGUCUUCAAGGAUGUCUUCAAGGACCAGACCAAGGAGCCCAAUGGCACCAUCCACCUGGAGUGCGUGGUUGAGGGCAAGCCCGACAAGGUGCGCUGGCUGAAGGACGGCGAGCCCCUUGUGGACAGCAAACACCAUCACAUCGACAUCUACAACGAUGGCACCUGCUCUCUGGUAAUCACCGCCGUUACCACCAAGGACACGGGCAUCUACACAUGUGAGGUCACCAACAAGUUUGGCGUGACCAUCCACAGCGGCAAGGUGACAGUAGGCUCGGCACGGGAGGCAUCUGGAAGGAGGCCCCUGACCAUGGGCUACAGCGCUGACAGCGAGGCGGAGAGCUCGUCUGCAGAAAGCGAGAUGGAUGAGUCUCUGAGGCAGGCCAGCAAACGGCUUCGCCGCCUCCUCCGCACACGCCUUCCGGCCACGUCGGAGGAGGAGUCGUUCGUCAGCUGUGAUGAUGAGGCUGAGCUGCAGGCCCCCGAGCCCAAAUCGUACCGUGAGGACGAGCGCUACCUCUACAUCCGCUUUGACACGCGGUCUGAGGCACAGGUGGCGUCGCUGCACUUUCAGGAGAUGUUCACUGCCCAGGGGAUGCGUGUGGAGACCACCAUCCAGGAGGCAGGACCUCUCAAAGUGGAGCUGCGCAUCAUGAAGAUGGGAUACACCCAAGAUGGCUCUGCAACACCCACACAGGAGAAGCAGCUGCCCGCGUUCAUGACAGGAGCCCCUGCGGCCCCAGUCUUCCUGACCGAACUCCAGAGCCAGGACGUGCUUGACGGUUACCCGGUCAGCUUUGACUGCGUGGUGAUCGGAAAGCCUACACCCAGCGUGCGUUGGUUCAAGGACGGGAAGCUCCUGGAGGAGAAUGACCACUACAUGAUCAACGAGGACCACGAGGGCUGCCACCAGCUCAUCAUCACCACUGUGCUGCCUUCUGACAUGGGCGUCUACCGCUGCAUGGCCGAGAACACCAGUGGCAUUGCUGCCACUAAGGCUGAGCUCAGGGUUGACAUGUCUUGCAGUUCAGACUACGAUACUGCAGCUGAUGCCACUGAGACAGGCUCCUACAUCAGCGCCAAGGGCUACAUGUCAAGGGAAACGGAAGCGUUUGAGUCUGUGGCAGAGGAUGAGCAGAUGCCACAAGUACUGGAUGAGCUCCAUGAUGUGCACGUCAGCCCAGGCUCACCCAUUGCUAAGAUGCAGCUGAAAGUCAAAGGUUUCCCCGCGCCCAGAGUGUACUGGUUCAAGGACGGUAUCACGCUGCGUUCAUCAGACAGGAUCCUGCUGCUGGACAAGAGAAACGUCCACAGUCUGGAGGUCCUGGAGGUGAAGAGGGAGGAUACAGGAGAGUACUCUGCCUACAUCAGCAACGCUGCUGGAUCAGCAUACUCCUCUGCUAGGAUACUGGUUCUGGGUCCAGGAGAGCUCCCACCUGUAGAAAAGCACGAUCCCAAGGUGCCUCUGGUGCCGCCACGGUUCCUGGAGAAGUUUAGCAACAGGAAGGUGAAACAGGGAGCCAGUGUCACCCUGUCAGUCAGAGUGGAAGGUUCUCCCACCCCCAUGGUGACGUGGCUGAAAGAGGAGUCUGCUGAGGACGUGUUGUGGAUCAAGCCAGACACUAAGGGCUAUAAGGUGGCCAGGUCUGGGCGCCAACACAGCCUCAUCCUCAUGGAUGCGGGUUCUGAGCACGCCGGCACCUACACCUGCAUAGCCACCAACAGGGCCGGCCAGUCCAUCUGCACUGCCCACUUUGAGGUAGAGGAUGCGCCACGACCAAAGGAAGAGACCAAAAUCCCUCUGGGUAUUACUGUCAGCCCUCCAGAGGAGGAUGCUGGCAGAAAAAUGCCUUAUCUAGGUGAAGUUGGAACAGAAGAGUUUCUUAUGAAGCUCACCUCUCAGAUCACAGAGAUGGUAUCUGCCAAGAUCAGCCAAGACAGCGCACAGAACCAUCAAGUGCUCCAGUGGAUGAAAUCAUGGCCCAAAGCCUCCACCUCACUACGUGUCCCGGGAGGCGAUAGCGACGAUGAGACCAAAACACCCUCCGCCUCGCCCCAUCACGGCCGCUCUCGCCCCAGCUCCAUUCUCGCAGACUCCUCCUCUGAGUCUGACGACCCUGAUGCCAGGGGAGAGAUGUUUGACAUCUAUGUGGCUACGGCUGACUACAACCCCACCAUCCCCAACAAAGAGACCAUUUCCCUGAAGGAGGGCCAGUAUGUUGAGGUUCUGGAUUCGGCACAUCCACUCAAAUGGCUGGUCCGGACCAAACCAACCAAAACCACCCCAUCCCGCCAGGGCUGGGUCUCGCCUGCCUACCUGGACAAGAAACUCAAGCUGUCUGCUGAUGCUGGUGAUGUCCCAGAGACAGGUGGAGAAGAGGUCUCAGAAGGAGAGUACAAAAGAAGACUACUCCAACUGAUCCAGGACAUGAUCAACAGCGAGGCAGAGUUUGUCAAAGAGAUGGACUUCUUCACCUCCCACCACGUCAAGCAUGUGGAGAGCCCCGACACCCCAUCUGACAUCACCAGCCAGAAGGAGGCCAUAUUCAGGAACAUCAACGAGAUCAAGGCCUUCCAUAGCGAGUUCAUGUUCCCUAAGUUGCGCGAGUGCGACACAGAUGACGACGUGGCCAUGCGGUUCCUGAGGAGCGGGGAGGGCUUUGAGAAAUACCUCCAGUACCUUGUAGGCCAGCAAAAGGCAGAGGCCGCUAUCAGUGACAAGACCGUACACCACUUCUUCAAGAAGUACACAGACAAACAGCAGGCCAGUGCCGACCCUGCUGAAGGGCCUGUAUUGAGCAUUAAUGCCUACCUACAGAAACCUCUGGACAGAAUCCAGAAGUACAAGGCCUCACUCAAGGAGCUGAUCAGGAACAAGGCCAGGAACGGUCAGAACUGCUGCCUGCUGGAAGAGGCCUAUGCCAUGGUUUCAUCACUGCCUCAGCGUUCAGAGAACACACACCACGUCUCCAUGAUAGAGAACUACCCUGCCACUCUGGAUGUAUUGGGGGAGCCCAUCAGACAGGGACCCUUCAUGAUGUGGGAGGGUGCACCUGGGGUCAGGUCCUCCUCCAGAGGUCACCGUCGACACGCGUUCCUCUUCAAAAACUAUGUCAUCAUCUGCAAAUCCAAGAGAGACUCCAACACAGACACCCAGGGUUACGUCUUUAAGAACAUGAUGAAGCUGAACAACAUAGACGUGAAUGAGACAGUGGAGGGUGACGACCGGGCCUUUGAGAUCUGGCACGAGCGCGAGGACUCUGUCAGGAAGUACACGCUUCAGGCUCGCACCGUCAUCAUCAAGAACUCCUGGCUGCGAGACCUCAGGGAGCUGCAGCAGCGCUACACCAUGCCCGGCUGGAGUAUGCCUGACUUUGAUGAGCUUCUGGCUGACUGCACAGCGGAGCUGGGACAGACAGUGAAACUGGCCUGCAAGGUUACUGGAAUACCCAAACCUGUGGUCACCUGGUACAAGGAUGGGCAUGCGGUGGAGGCCGACCCUCACCACAUCAUCAUCGAGGACCCUGACGGUUCCUGCACCCUGAUCCUGGACAACAUGACAGCUGAUGACUCUGGACAGUACAUGUGCUUCGCCACUAGCACCGCAGGCAACGCCAGCACCCUGGGGAAGAUCACUGUCCAAGUGCCUCCUCGUUUCGUGAACAAGAUGAGGAAUGCUGUCUUUACCGUUGGUGAGGAUGCUCAGUUCUCCUGCACCAUCCAGAGCGCCCCCAGCCCCAAGAUCAGGUGGUUCAAAGAGGGUAGGCUGCUGACUGACCAGGAGAAGUAUCAGACCUACAGUGAGUCCCGUAGUGGAGUACUGGUCCUGGUCAUUAAAGGCCCUACAGAGAGAGACCUGGGACAUUACGAAUGUGAGUUGUCUAAUCGACUGGGCAGUGCUAGGUGUGCAGCUGAUCUGUGCCUUCCUUCUGCUGUGACUAGGAGAGGAGAGCAGGCGAUCACCAUCGAAGUCACCGAGCAGGAGACUAAAAUACCAAAGAAAACCAUCAUCAUAGAGGAGACCAUAACCACGGUGGUGAAGAACACCCGUAUGAAGCGUCGUGGCCUGUCUCAAUCUGGGUUCAACCGCUCCCAAACCUCCACCCCAGAUCUCCCCACCACCCCCACCGGCACGGCCAGGCAGAGGAGGCAGGCUUCCGCCAACAGGAAGACCACCAUCCCCACCCUGUACGUCACGGAGCCCGAGGGGGGCGCAGGGGCCCGGGCUGCGGAGAACAAGUGGGUGGAGGUAGAGGAAAUAAUUGAGUACAAGGUCAACAAGUCACCCAGGCCCUCCAGGAGAGGUGUCUCCCCAGCCGGGUCGGAGCGGGCGCACACCCCCUCCUCCACCCGGCCACAGAGGUCCGCAAACCCUAACACCAACAACAACAACAACCUGGUAGAACUGCAGAACCACUCCGAGCUGCAGGGGGCACAGCCUCUGUACUGGGACGAUGAGGAGGAGGAGGAUGUUGACGUGGCUGUGGAUGGGUCCGAGGUCGCACAUGGAAUCAGUGGAAAGGCCUACGAGGUCUCCUCGCUUCUAAUUCCUAACGACCAUGAACACGAAGAGGAUGAGGCCUGGCUAGAGGAGCAGCAAGAGGCUUUCAUCACAGAACCGGAUGACGACGACAACACACCCAGGAAGCUGGAGCCUAAGAUCCUGACCCAGUGCGGUCGCGUCCUCACCCUGGAGGACCUGGAGGACUACGUCCCCAGGGAGGGGGAGACCUACGGCUCCUCCAACACCCGUUCAUCACCUCCCGAGAGGCCCUGCGAGAUCUCAGUUCUCCAGAGGGAGAUUGGCGGCUCUGCUGUGGGCCAGCCGGUGCUGCUCAAUGUAGGGAGGCCUGUAGUGAUGCCUAGGGAGAGCCCCAGGCCGGGCUUCUUCAGCCGCUUUAGAGAUCACCUCUCAGGAAGCAUGUUCUCCCCGGCCGGCCCCCACCACAACUACCACCCCAGCGGAGGUCAGUCCAGGAGGGAGAUUCCCAUCCAGGUCAGCCACGCCAAGCUAGAGAUCAAGCCGUUGUACUGCUCUGAGGUGCAGAGAGUGGAGGGAGUGCAGCAGAGCUACAAAACCAAAGUCUACACGUCAGUGGGCAAGCCAGUCACUCUUCAGAUUAGCAAGAAUAACCCGUAUCAAAACCAAUAAUUUAGUGUGUGAAAAUAAGUAGCUGGAUUAGAACCAAGCAGAUUGUUGUUAUUCUGUGAUACGUACAAUAGCCCUUUUAGUCUUAAAUGGGAACAUUUCUAGUUAAGUGUUAAAAAGCAUAUUCUAACAUUGCAUUUUACUGCAAAUGGCGAAUCAUUCCAUUUUCAAGCAACCCGGCUAAAAGUAAAAUGCAGACACAGGAAAUUAGUCGUUUGGUCAGCCAGAAAGUGGAUUUUAAAGGACAAACAUCAAAAGGGGUUGGAUAUGUUAAGGCUAAAUGAUUUCCGAACGCCAUUGUAUACUAUCCAGCCUUCAAUUUAUUGCAGCCUUUCUUGCCACAAAUUUGAUAAAAAAUACAAUAAUUAUGAGUGUUGUAACAUGGAUUGACACUAUUUUCAAGUUCAAAACUCCAUUUCCUUUACCCUCAAGCGACAGAUGUUUAUAAUUUUAACUCGUUGAUGUUAAACUUCUGUCCUGUAGGAGAACAUCAGUGUACAGCACUAUACACUAAGUGUACAAAACAUUAGGAAUACCUUCCUAAUGUUGAGUUGCACCCCCUUUUGCCAUCAGAACAGCUUCUAUUUGUCGGGGCAUGGACUCUACAAGGUGUCGACAGAGUUCCUCAGGGAUGCUGCCCCAUGUUGGCCAAAAUGCUUCCCACAGUUGUCAAGUUGGUUGGAUGUCCUUUGGGUGGUGGACCAUUGUUGAUACACACCUGAAACUGUUGAGCGUGAAAUCCAGCAGCGUUGCCAUUCUUGAGACUCAAACGUGUGCCUGGCACCUACUACCAUACCCCGUACAAAGGUACUUAAAUCUUCUGUCUUGCCCAUUCACCCUCUGAAUGGCACACAUACACAAUCCAUGUCUCAGUUGUCUCGAGGCUUAGAAAUCCUUCUUUAACCCGUCUCCUCCCCUUCAUCUACACUGAUUGACAUCAAUAAGGGAUCAGUCUAUGCCAUGGUGUUCCUAAUAUUUUGUACACUCAGUGUAUGUCUCUCUGUUGUUUCCAGCUGAAGUUUAAUGAACAAAGAAUAUCCACCUUGACUUGUAGCAUAUCAGUUUGUACAUAGGCUAACUCCUGUGAAAGGAGAAACUGUUUGUGUUCUCGAACAGUAACUGACCAAACCAAUGACUUCAGCAACAAAGAUGGUAUUGUACAGUAAAGAGCAGUCAGAUUUGAAAUGUUACAGAGAAGUUGUAAUUCUGGAAUCCAACCCAAAAAGAAUAACUUUGACAAGAUGAUAGGAGUAUAAGAGAUUUGAUUAGUGAAGUUGCUGAAUUGUGUGACACGUUGACAAUGUUCUCUUAAUAGCAGACACAUGGAUCAUUGAAUUGUACUUCAGAUUGGGUACUCUGUCCUCCUAUGCAGAAGAAAGUCUCAAAUGUUUUAAACAUUUCUAAAUGGUCAAUUAUAUGUUGUGCAGAGUUGAUACAUUUACAUGAACUGUAUAUCACUUGUGGUGUGGAAUGAUCUAGGUCUAUGAUUGUGUUAUACAGGUCUCAUAUAAAAGGGUAUCAAUUUACUUCAGGUUAUAUACAUCCAAAACAUGAAGCCAUAUAGGAUAAUUAAUCUUGUCCUGGGUCAUUUGUUUUAUAGAAAGCCAACUCUUCAUUGUCAGUUUAUUGAGAGCAAUGAACAGUGGAUUGACUUUAGACAAUUUUAAAAGUAUUUGUGAUUACUUUGGAGUAAAAUGUAAUUAAAAUAUGUUUAGAAAAGUGACAGCAUGAUAUGUAUUAGCUGUUUGAAAGCUGAUUUGAGUGUUCAUCAGAUUAACACUGUCAUUUCAAUCCUUUAUUCGGUUCAGGUGAGAGCAGUUGCAUAGUUAGGUGUGAGUCAUUGAUCACACUGGAUUUAAGAACUUUGUUGCAAUAUCAUGUUUUAAAUAGUGAAUUACUGUUUCCCAAAGUAAGUGUGUUUUAUUUUUGUUUUAUGUUAUUUUAAACGUAUUGUAGAAGCAUUGAAAUACUUGUUUGCUGUAAGAAAUUCAACAUAAAGCACAAAGGGUUUGACUGCACACGUUUAGUUAAUAAAAAUAAAUGUUUAAUAUACCUAAAUAAAUGAAUUGCAACUGA
Messenger RNA from Salvelinus fontinalis (brook trout), 21846 nucleotides. It is a transcript of the gene obscnb, whose product is annotated as obscurin, cytoskeletal calmodulin and titin-interacting RhoGEF b. Gene Ontology annotation, molecular function: guanyl-nucleotide exchange factor activity; protein binding. The record is from RefSeq and is a predicted model, not a curated record. The transcript has 78 exons. Lineage: Eukaryota; Metazoa; Chordata; Actinopteri; Salmoniformes; Salmonidae. The coding region runs from base 193 to 19773 and encodes 6526 amino acids.